AUACAGGGCCUUUCCCCUCCUGGGGACACCGGCACUGGUGCCUGUACUGUGGGUCAGUCAAGUUGGGGUUUCCCACCAUAGCUCCUAGGGGGACCAUCUUCUCCCUUGGAGGCUGGAUCCAGGAGGAAGUCAGGUUCUUGGGGUGACUCCUCCCUUGCAGGAGCUGCUCUGCUUCCACUCUCUGCCCCCCCCCUCCCGUCGCCGAGCGCCCCAGAGUCAGUGGGGGAGGAUGUGGGGAGGGAGGCGAGGCGAGGCGGAUACGGAACCCUGAGUUGCUAGGGUUAGUCUCCCCCGGAAGGAUCCUUUUGAGUGCGACACCGUAUCUGGCUAGGGGACUGUUUUCCGGUUACUCCCAUCCACAGCCAUUGGGUUGCCGUAGCAACAGAUUCUGCCAGUCCUGCAGAAGGACAUGGCGGCCGCCUCCUCCUCCAGCAGCGAGAGUAAUGAAGCCAACUCCAAAUGGCUGGAUGCCCAUUAUGACCCCAUGGCCAAUCUCUACACCUUCUCCUCCUGCGUCGCACUGGCUGACCUGCAUGGUGAUGGAGAGUACAAGCUGGUGGUGGGUGACCUGGGCAUGGCUGGGCACAUCAUGAGGCUGAAGGUGUACCGGGGCACAGGGCUGGUCAGCGAGAGCACCUUGUUGGACCUGCCGUCUGCUAUUGUCACCUUCCUGAUGGACCAGAAUGAGCCACGCACGCCUGCCGUGGCUGUGACCUCCGGCCCAUUUGUCUAUGUCUACAAGAACCUGCGGCCCUACUUCAAAUUUACCUUGCCCCCGCUGGAUGCCAACCCCCUGGAGCUGGACGUCUGGGAGCAGGCCAAAGAGGACAUGAUCGACCCCCUGACUCUGAAGGAAAUGCUGGAGGGGAUCCGGGACAAGGCGGAAAUCCCCCUGUCGGUACGAUCACUGAGGUUCCUGGCCCAAGAUGUACCAGAGAUGGAGAAUUUUGUGAACCUACAUAAGGGGCAACCGAUCAAGCGCCAGACUGUCAUCACCUGCAUGAGCACGCUGAAGAAGAACAUGGCGGAUGAGGAUGCGGUCAGCUGCCUGGUGAUAGGGACAGAGAGCGCCGAUGUCCUCAUCCUGGACCCUGAGGCCUUCACUAUCUUGGCCAAGAUGACGUUGCCGAGCGUGCCAGCCUUCCUGGACGUGAUGGGGCAAUUUGAUGUGGAGUACCGGGUCACGGUGGCCUGCCGGGACGGGAGCAUCUACAUCCUGCGCAGGUGACAGCCAUCUGUCGU
Messenger RNA from Trachemys scripta elegans, 1242 nucleotides. It is a transcript of the gene BBS1, whose product is annotated as Bardet-Biedl syndrome 1. The transcript has 9 exons. The coding region runs from base 410 to 1228 and encodes 272 amino acids. Lineage: Eukaryota; Metazoa; Chordata; Testudines; Emydidae. The record is from RefSeq and is a predicted model, not a curated record. Gene Ontology annotation, molecular function: smoothened binding; patched binding. Gene Ontology annotation, cellular component: BBSome; axoneme; centrosome. Gene Ontology annotation, biological process: non-motile cilium assembly; protein localization to cilium.